AUGGCCACCUCUAUCCGCUCCAUCCGCUCUCUCGCUCCUCUCCUCGACCGCGUCCUGAUUCAGCGCGUCAAGGCCGAGACCAAGACCGCCAGCGGUAUCUUUCUGCCCGAGUCCAGCGUCAAGGAGCUGAACGAGGGCAAGGUUCUCGCCGUCGGCCCCGGUGCCCUCGACAAGAAUGGCCAGCGUCUGCCCAUGGGCGUCAACUCUGGUGAUCGUGUCCUGAUCCCUCAGUUCGGCGGUUCCCCCGUCAAGGUCGGUGAUGAGGAGUUCCACCUGUUCCGGGACAGCGAGAUCCUGGCGAAAAUCAACGAGUAA
This is a messenger RNA of Verticillium nonalfalfae, 315 nucleotides long. RefSeq names its product 10 kDa heat shock protein (gene HSP10). Gene Ontology annotation, cellular component: mitochondrial matrix. The coding region runs from base 1 to 315 and encodes 104 amino acids. The transcript is spliced from 4 exons. The record is from RefSeq and is a predicted model, not a curated record. NCBI's taxonomy places the organism in Eukaryota, Fungi, Ascomycota, Sordariomycetes, Glomerellales, Plectosphaerellaceae. Gene Ontology annotation, molecular function: ATP binding; protein-folding chaperone binding; metal ion binding.